GCCCCGGACGCCAAUGGAGGCUCCAGGUCCAGCAGCAGUCUACCUCGCAAAGCCCUCCCCCUACUUAUCCGGGGCGGGGGCGCCGAGCCAAGCCCGGAAGCCGCCCGUCUGCCUCCCCCGCUCCAUAAAAGAGAGCCGGGGGGGCCCGGUUGCUGCUGCUGCUGCUGCUACUGCUGCGAGGGCGGCCCCGCUUCCUCCAUGGGCGCUCGCUUGGCUCAUUCCCCGCUCGCCGCCUCGGCGCUCGACUUCUCCCGCCUGGCCGCCCGGCUGAGCGCUUCCGCCUCCGCAGGCGCCGCAGUGGCGAGCCGAGCGCAUGGAUCGCGGGCGGGAGGAGGAGGAGGAGGAGGCGGCGGCAUGAUGGCGGCGGCGGGAGCGGCGAGCUCGUCGGCCUCCGCCUCUUCUUCCUCGGGCCUGGCCGGCGGGCGAGCGCCGCGGCGGACGGCGGGGAACCGGCUCUCGGGGCUGCUGAACGCCGAGGAGGAGGACGAGUUCUACCAGACCACCUACGGGGGCUUCACCGAGGAAUCGGGCGACGAUGAGUACAAAGGGGACCAGUCGGACAGCGAGGACGAAGUGGACUCCGACUUCGACAUCGACGAAGGGGACGAGCCCAGCAGCGACCAGGACGACUCGGUGCCCAAGAGGAAGAGGAGGGUGGUCACCAAGGCCUACAAGGAACCCAUCAAAAGCCUGAGGCUGAAGAAGCCCGAUGUCCCGGCCAGCAGCUCGCAGAAGACCAGAGAGGACAGAUCGGCACCUGCAGAACUGGAAGACACAGUGGACAGCCGGAAAUACAUGCGCCAGUCGACCACCGAGCACACCCGCCAGACGUUUCUGCGCCUCCAGGAGCGCCAGGUGCAGUCUAGGCGCAAGAAGGGGGGAGGACCCAGCUACGACCGACCCCUGACCCAGGAAGAGCUCCUGAGGGAGGCCAAGAUCACCGAGGAGCUCAACCUGCGCUCUCUGGAGACGUACGAACGCUUGGAAGCGGAUAAGAAGAGGCAGGUGCAAAAGAAGCGGAAAUGCACAGGGCCCACCAUCCGCUACUAUUCGGGCACGAUGCCCCUCAUCUCUGACCUGGGAUACAAGGAGGAGAACGUGGACGUGGAGGGGUUAGAGCAGGAGGGUCUCCUGGAGACCCCCUCGGCCGCUGCGCCUGCCGCAAAAUGCUCCCGCACCUUCAUCACCUUCAGCGACGACGAGACCUUCAGGCGCGUCUUCCCCAGAGCCCCGCCCCCCAAGCUCCCCGUCAAGGAGAUCUGCCCCGUCAGCCACAAGACCGCCGUCUACCGCGACCCCGUCACCGACAUCCCCUACUCCAACAUCCGCUCCUUCAAGAUCAUCCGCGAGGCUUACAAGAAGUACAUCACCGCCCACGGACUGCCCAGCGCGGGCGCCUCGGCGGCCCUGGCUGCUGGCUCCCCCAUGCCCGACCCCGGCAUCCGGCCCACCAGGCAGAAAAUCAUCAUCAAGCAGAGCGUGCCAGCCCCCUGAAGCCCCUUCGUGGAAGAGCAGCACGGACACCGUUUCUUGGCCUGUUUGGGGUCGUGCUUUCUAGGCAGUUUCUGGACCAGUUCAAGAGGGGACCGCAGCUAAAAAUAAAUAAAUAACCCACACCCACCCACUGCAUUUGCAAUCUGUGGUGGAAACAGGGCCCAAAAUGUUUCUUUUUUAUUUCUGGUUCCUUCUUCUCUAAUUUUCCAUCCCAGAGUGAAAACAGGGCCCAAAAUGUUUCUUUCUUCCUGUCUGUUUCUCUGGUUAUCCAGAUGGUGGAACGGCUCCUGAGCACAGGCAGAGCUUCUGGUCUGUCACCAACAAACCGGACAUGAGCCACGAUAGCUUUGUGCCAGCUAAUUCGCAAUUCCACAACAGGGCACUGAUUCUUUCCUCGAACAUCUCGUCAGGUUUUUGUUUCUGUUGUGACUUUCGGUUAUUAUUUAUUUUCUGUCCUUUUUGUGUCCCGCCUGGGACGGUUGUUGAGAGCGGUUCCUUCACUCUGCUGGGAAAUUCUGCCUCCCUCCAGUCUUGCAGGCCGCACAGAAAAGGGAUUGCGUUGGAGGGAGGCCGGAUCAGGGCAGGGGAAGCUGUAAUCCCAGCCGUGGCUUGAUCUUCAUUUGCUAGUAUCUCUUUUCUUAAAAAAAUAAAAUAAAA
Molecule: messenger RNA, 2151 nt
Organism: Notechis scutatus (mainland tiger snake)
Lineage: Eukaryota; Metazoa; Chordata; Lepidosauria; Squamata; Elapidae
Source: RefSeq, a predicted model, not a curated record